This is a messenger RNA of Musa acuminata subsp. malaccensis (wild Malaysian banana), 1344 nucleotides long. NCBI's taxonomy places the organism in Eukaryota, Viridiplantae, Streptophyta, Magnoliopsida, Zingiberales, Musaceae. The record is from RefSeq and is a predicted model, not a curated record.
AAAAAGAGGGAAAAGCUCAAAAGGAAGAAGGGAGGGAGGGAGAGAGAGAGAGAGGGAGAGAGGGAUGUGGGAAUCGAUAUGCUUGACGCUCAUGGCGACGGCGGGGAACAACAUCGGCAAGGUCCUCCAGAAGAAGGGCACCGUCAUCCUCCCUCCCCUCUCCUUCAAGCUCAAGGUGAUCAGCGCAUAUAUUUCAAACAAAUUGUGGGUUGUAGGAUUUCUUAUGGAUAUAUCUGGGGCUAUUUUGAUGCUGAGGGCAUUAUCUCAAGCUCCGGUUUCUGUAAUACAACCAGUUUCUGGCUGUGGGCUUGCUAUACUUUGUGUUUUCUCUCAUUUUUAUCUCAAAGAAGUGAUGAAUGCUCUUGACUGGGUGGGGAUUGCAUUGGCUGGUGCUGGCACAAUAGGAGUUGGCUUUGGAGGGGAGGAGCAAAAUGGUUCAAUAGUCUCUCUUUUCCACUUACCUUUGAUGGGCUUCUCGGUUGCCUUGUUGUUUGCUCUUCUGGAUACAUGGCUGCGCAUUUACAAGAGGCGAAGGCAAGAUCAAGAACUGAUGCAUUCUGAAGUCAUAGAGGAAAUAAUAUUUGGCUUGGAAUCGGGCAUUUUAUUUGGGAUGGCAUCUGUUAUAUCAAAGAUGGGCUUUGUAUUUUCAGAGCAGGGUUUCUCAAAGAUCGUGGUACCUAUAUGCAUUUCCAUCAGCAUCUGCUGCAGUGCUACUGGAUUUGUUUAUCAGACCCGAGGCCUGAAGCAUGGAAGGGCUAUUGUGGUAUCCACAUGUGCAGCUGUGGCAUCAAUUGUUACUGGUGUUCUGGCUGGUAUGCUUGCUCUGGGCGAACACAUGCCUACUUCCCCUGUUGCCCGUGUCACUCUCUUGCUUGGAUGGCUCUUCAUUAUUCUUGGGGUAAUUCUCCUUGUUAGUUCAACCCGAUUGAUGGCACUUCUACCUAGGCCUAUCCGGCGCCAUCUGAGAAGCAACCUUGAGAAAAAUCAGAAUCUCAGACGAUCGGGUUCGGUACGUGCCAAGGAUCCUAGCCCAAGUGCAGUAAUUCAAGCAUCCACGCUGCAUCAUCUGGUAACUUCUCCGGCAAAAGAGAAGGCAUAGCAGAGUCAUGAAACUAGUUAAGAACAACACAUCGAUGACUGUUUCUUACUUCUCGGCCAGCGGUCGGCUUGAUUUUAAAUGCAGCAUUGAGCUUGUAAGCUUCCCUGCAAUUCCCUUCCAAGGAUGUUGUCUAAUGGGCUGUGUUGUUUACUUACUGAUCUUCAUAUUGUGUUUUUCAUUUGUUUUGUAUGCCCCUGUAAUCUAGCUGACCAUUUUUGUACUGGUCUUGUAUUUGCCAUUUUUCA